Aspergillus wentii DTO 134E9 is the source of this 945-nucleotide messenger RNA. Its product is annotated as CAP domain-containing protein. Lineage: Eukaryota; Fungi; Ascomycota; Eurotiomycetes; Eurotiales; Aspergillaceae. Gene Ontology annotation, cellular component: extracellular region. The coding region runs from base 1 to 945 and encodes 314 amino acids. The record is from RefSeq and is a predicted model, not a curated record. The transcript has 3 exons.
AUGCGGUCUUCAAUCCUUCUGAGCGCCAUCUGCGCAGCUACUGCCAUGGGUAACCCUCUCGAUAAACGUGUUUAUGAAACCGACUGGAGUGUCGUCACUGUGACCGAAACUGUCACGGAUUUUCCCCCUGCGACGACUUCUACUUCCACUUCAUCUACUCCUACAUACGCGCCAGUCCAGGCUAUUGAAACUUCUCAAUCUGUGUCCAGUGCUGACACUGUAGUGCAAACUUCAGCUUCGCCCGCUCCCGCCCCCGCUGUGUACACCACGAUUGUCGCCCCUGCGCCUGCCGAACCCACGUCGACGACCACCGAGGCCCCCGCCGCCGCGGCCACCAUUGGAGGUGGCGAGGCCGUCACCUUUUCCACUGCCUGGACCUGGACUGGAGAUGCUGCCGCUCCCACGACCUUGGCCACUUCCACCUCGAGUGCUUCCGGUUCUUCGCCCACUAACGCUUACCAGUCGGCGAUCCUGUACAACCACAACGUCCACCGUAGCAACCACUCGGCCAGCUCGUUGGAAUGGUCGGCCUCGCUCGAGUCCAGCGCCCGCACUCUCGCCAACAAGUGUGUCUACCAGCACGACACGAGCAUUGACGGUGGUGGCUACGGCCAGAACAUCGGAUAUGGUGUCGAGGCCGAUAACAUUGGCCAGAUGAUCUCCAACCUGAUGUACAACGAUGAGAUGGGCUACUUCGCCAACUUGUACGGCCAGGCCAACCCUGACAUGAGCCUGUUCGACAGCUGGGGUCACUUCACCCAGAUUGUCUGGAAGGCUUCCACUGCUGUCGGCUGCGCAACCGUCACUUGCCAGAGCCUUGGCAACGUUGACUCCAGCCAGCCAUUGCCAUUCACCGUCUGCAACUACAACCCAGCAGGAAACUACGACGGUGAAUACAACACCAACGUCCUUCAGCCCUUAGGACAGGCUAUGUACUCUGCCUAA